CUAAGACAAAAAUAUCAACUAUAAUUUUCGGACUUUAUUACAAAAUUUAUAUAUUCUUUAGUUUAAUUGAAAAGUCAUAUGUGCAUCAAGAAAUACCUUUUGCCUGAAAUCUGACCAUCGAAAUCAAGCGAUCCUCACCGACCUUUAAGGCCUUUAGCUCAGCUUUACAGAAAUCACUCCAAAAUAAGCAAAUUUCAGGUAGCAUGGCUACAAAGAAGCGUAACUCUGAGGGUGAUGCCUACUCAAACAAUAAAAGACAAAAACAGAAUGAUUCUGUUGGUAGUUCAUCUGGAAUGUUCUCUGGUCUGAAAGUCUUCAUCCUCCAAGCAGGGCUUGGGAAGGCAAGGACAGAUAUCUUCAAGAAGCAAUUGCUGAAGCAUGGAGCUGCAGUAAAGCCUGCAGUCGAUGAUCAGACAACUCAUGUUAUUGUCGAUGAGGAGAUGACAUUCCCAAGGUUUUGUCGGAUCAUGAAGUUCGAGGAGUCUCAGGUACCGGAUCAACUGAAGAUCGUCAAAGCCCAGUGGCUGAGUUCUUGCCUAUCAGAAUCAAUAUUGAUUGAUCUUGAGGAGUUCAUCCUAGCUCCUGUGAGGUCAGAAAAAUUCAAGUUGUUCACACCGAAAGAAGAGACACCGAUUAAGAGUGAUGAUACUGGAAGUUCUGAUGGCAAGGUAGAGCUGCUGCAAGGAUCUGAAAUGGCAGGGACAUCAUCAAAGGGAAUUCCUGGUUCUGGAUCAACCAACAUCAUCACAAGUCCCUCCAAGUGGCCUGUAGCGAAGGGUUAUGAUAGUGAUGAUAGUAACUAUGUACCCAGCGAUGAUGAAGAUGGUGGAAGGGAGAGUGGGGAGGAAGAGGAGAGGAGGAUGUUGCCUUCUGAUGCAGACUCAUCCUCUAAUGCUUCUACACCUAACACCUCACCAUCCAAACUACCAAGGGGAAACUGGGUUUGUUCAAGACCAUCAACAGCUUACAAGGCAACCCAUAAUGAACAUAUUACUGACAAAUUGGAGGUUUUAAUGAAGGCCUAUGAGAACACGAAAGACAGAUGGAGAGCGCUUGGGUACAAAAAGGCUAUAUCAGCUCUCAAGAAUUAUGGCAAAGAUGUCACUACAUGGGAAGAAGCCAGUGCCAUCCCUGGUAUUGGAACCAAGAUGGCAGACAAGAUCCUGGAGAUCAUAGAAAGUGGACACCUUAGGAAGAUAGACCAUGUCUGCAAAGGAGAAGAUAUGGAGGCCAUAGAUCUAUUCAAUAAUGUAUGGGGAGCUGGACCAACAGUAGCCAGGGAAUGGGUACAACAGGGAUUCCGGACGCUUGAGGAUUUGAGAGAAAAGGCCAAGCUGAGCAAGCAGCAACAGAUUGGUCUGAAACACUAUCAUGAAUUCUUGGAAAGAAUGCCAAGAGAAGAAGCAGGAGAGAUUGAAAGGACUGUACGAGAGACUGCUGAAUCCUUGUUUCCGGGUAUGCUAGCCGUGGUUUGUGGGUCCUACCGGAGAGGAAAACAGACUUGUGGUGAUGUAGAUGUCCUCAUAACGCAUCCUGAUGGAAAAUCUCACAAGGGGGCGCUGUCCAAGAUCCUAGAUGUCUUACGGCAGACGGGUGAGUCAAUGUUGUAUGUUUCUCUGAGGUUCUUGGUUCUAUCAAGUAGGAAUCACUUAUCAUGGAGUUAACCACCGACAUGCAUUAGACUGAACUUGUGAAAAGAGCUUGGGAUCUAGAAGUGGAAAGAUAUGGUGAAGAAGGAAAGAUGUGUGAUUGGUCCAGGGACGUGAGAGGGAGAAUUAGGAGGAUGGUCAAUACAGAAAGGAGGGAGUGUCAUCUUUGCAUGAGAGUCAGUAACCCCUCAUAAGAGGGAAAAUACUGUUUGAAAUAUGUGAUGAUGAUUGUGACUGAUGAUGAU
This is a messenger RNA of Lytechinus variegatus (green sea urchin), 1894 nucleotides long. It is a transcript of the gene poll, whose product is annotated as DNA polymerase lambda-like. The record is from RefSeq and is a predicted model, not a curated record. NCBI's taxonomy places the organism in Eukaryota, Metazoa, Echinodermata, Echinoidea, Temnopleuroida, Toxopneustidae. Gene Ontology annotation, biological process: double-strand break repair via nonhomologous end joining. Gene Ontology annotation, molecular function: DNA binding; DNA-directed DNA polymerase activity. The transcript is spliced from 7 exons. The coding region runs from base 204 to 1664 and encodes 486 amino acids. Gene Ontology annotation, cellular component: nucleus.